CCUUUUUAAGUCAGCUGAUUCUUGGUAAACAGAAACUGACAUAAUCAAUAUGAAUUUACACUCAUUUUCCUUAAGAAAUUUAAUAUUUCUCCAAUAAUUGAUUUUUAAAAAUGGUUAAACGUUAUUAUUGUGAUUAUUGUGAUAGAAGCUUUAAAGACAAUCCGGAAGCGAGAAAAAAACAUUUGACGAGUUUGUUGCACGUUAAUGCACGAACGGAGCAUUACCGAUUGUUCAAGGGACCCGAGGAGAUUUUAAAAGAAGAAAUGUCAAAAAUCACAUGCAAGAAAUUUCACCAAACUGGAGAAUGUUCAUUUGGAAAUAAUUGUAGAUUUUCUCAUUACACGCCUAAUAUGAUGUGGGAACUAAGACAAAUUGUUGCUAUGAAGAAUCACUCGGAAGGCAUAAAAAAUGAAUGGCCAAAUCCUAAUGAAAUUGUUGAGGAAUUUUUUGAAAAUACAACAAAUAAUGAUAAUGAAAUAAAAAGUAUAGAGGAACCAUGGAAAUUACCUAUAGAAUUACAAAACAUUCCUAAUUUACCACCUUCUCUAUGGCCAUUAAAUUCACAAACAAUAAAUGAUCCAAUUUUAACACAAUGGACGUAAAACAUUAAUAUUAUGUAAAAAGUAUAAAUAAAUUACUAAUUUUCACACCAAAAAAAAGUAAUUACUAGAAACCUAAAAAAAAAGUGAUUCAAAUAAACGUUAAAAAAAACAAAAUUUGGCGGCAUAUUUAAAUUAAAGUUUUGUUUUUCUAAGAGCCAUCUAUAUAGAACAAGUUCGGCUGGUUUCGCAGCUGAUCGGUAAGAAUCGAGAACAUCUGCCCUGCUCCCCUCACUUUCUGUUAUAGCAAACUGAAUGCGGACACACACGUAAAACUUGUACUAUAGCGCGCGCCCCGUUGCCACGGCAUCGUGUGUUCAACGCGAUUCGAUUCUUUUAUAUACAUAUAUAUAUGACGGAAAUCUGUUCCGUCAUUUUUUUUUUGAAAAAAAAAAUUAUCAAAAAAUUUCUCCUUUAUAUUUGAUAAGGACGAAUUUGCGCGCGCAAAAUCGUAAACAUGAGUUUUCCCGCCUUUUCAUGGGGUUUCUUUCGAAAAGUUUUGUGUGCUAUUUAGAAUUCAAUAUACAACAAGAGUGCCUCAUUCGAUGGGAAUAUAGUUUUUCUUCAUCUCAGGACGCCGGGUUUUGAUAUCCUGAUAUUGGAUUUCAAUACAUCACAUUCAAAACUUAUAUACGA
Molecule: messenger RNA, 1235 nt
Organism: Leptopilina boulardi
Lineage: Eukaryota; Metazoa; Arthropoda; Insecta; Hymenoptera; Figitidae
Product: zinc finger matrin-type protein 5-like
Exons: 3
Coding region: 111-602 (163 amino acids)
Cellular component (GO): U12-type spliceosomal complex
Molecular function (GO): zinc ion binding
Source: RefSeq, a predicted model, not a curated record